AUGGCAAAAUCCAAGCAGUUGACAACUCAAAAGUCCGUCAAACACGUUGUUCCGAAAGUCCGCAAGAAGAAGGCCAAUGGUGAUCCCACAGGAGAUGUUGAAGACUCGGACUCAGACAAAGAAAACAACAAUUGCGUGGGCAUGUCAGGUGAUAUGAAGAAUCCCCGUGUUAUGAUCCAUUGGUCUAAGCCAAACAAUUACCACCUUAUGGAUCAACUGCUUACCCUAAUCAAAGACUCGCCAUUAUGGAAGGCUGUGUUUGGCUUUGACAAGGGUACUUCUGGCUUGGCCAUCGCAACAGGCAAAGGCAAGAGCACCCUGAAGCACUGUGCUGACAUUGCUGUUGCUCUCUUUAUUGACUAUGUGGCCGGUGUGCAGUGGACUUUUGAUGACAUCAAUGUGCUUCAAGGUGUCAUCAAAAAUAGAAUUGGCUCGUUACAAAGCUUGUAUGCUGACAUUCAUGCUCAAUUGGGUGAAAUGGGACACGGUCUUGUUGUCUCAGGAUGUGAAGAUGAACUAAUUGAUGGCAGCCCAGCUGCAAAUGUCUAUGAUGUGAUAAAAACCAAAUUUCCUUGGUAUUGUCGCAUGCAUGAACUCAUGGGCUCGAGCCCUGUCGUCAGUCGAAAGGCUGUGUCUAACAGCAAAUCUGCUGUUGACCUGACCAUCUUGGACCACAACUCCCAAGAUACUUUUGAGGAUGAGUAUGAACAUACUCCAUCAGUAUUUGAUGAGGACGAUGAUCCCCUUCGAAGUCCCCUUACUUCAAGUUCUCCGACCCCUGCUACUCCUCUUAGGGCUACAAUCAUUCUUCUGUCAAAAUGUCUCGCUGAUACACCUACCCACACCAAGUCAGCAUCGAAGAAGCGCAAAUCCAUACACGAUAUGGCCAGAGAGGUUGCUGAUGCUGAGCAUGAGGCCUGUCUCAUCAUGAACAAGAUCAAUUCUAAGGAGUGA
Molecule: messenger RNA, 954 nt
Organism: Suillus paluster
Lineage: Eukaryota; Fungi; Basidiomycota; Agaricomycetes; Boletales; Suillaceae
Exons: 5
Coding region: 1-954 (317 amino acids)
Source: RefSeq, a predicted model, not a curated record